Orcinus orca (killer whale) is the source of this 10995-nucleotide messenger RNA. RefSeq names its product PHD finger protein 14 (gene PHF14). The transcript has 19 exons. The coding region runs from base 16 to 3171 and encodes 1051 amino acids. Lineage: Eukaryota; Metazoa; Chordata; Mammalia; Artiodactyla; Delphinidae. The record is from RefSeq and is a predicted model, not a curated record. Gene Ontology annotation, biological process: regulation of transcription by RNA polymerase II.
AGUUUCAGAAGCAAGAUGUUUAAGAGGGCCAGUUUCGAUUUUGGUCGGCUUGGGUUCGUCUUUGCUGCACCUCGGGGCUGGAGCUGCCCGUGGAGCUGCCCGGCCCUCCCCAGCCAGUGUUCCCACCCCAACCUUCCCCCACACCUUUUGCUGAGAACUGAAUUAAGACAGAGAUUUGCACCACCUGCACGAGUGGAUCGCAGCUCCAAGAGGAGGCAGGUGAAGCCUUUGGCAGCUUCUCUGCUAGAAGCUCUCGAUUAUGAUAGUUCAGAUGACAGUGAUUUUAAAGUUGGAGAUGCUUCAGAUUCUGAAGGGAGUGGUAAUGGAAGUGAAGAUCCUUCAAAGGACAGUGGAGAAGGUUCCUGUAGUGAUUCUGAAGAAAAUAUUUUAGAGGAAGAACUGAAUGAAGAUAUUAAAGUAAAAGAAGAACAACUUAAAAUUUCUGCAGAGGAAGAAAUACUGUCAUCAGAAAAACAGUUAAUUAAAGUGGAAAAGAAGGAGGAAGAAGAGAAUGGAGAGAGACCUAGAAAGAAAAAGGAAAAAGAGAAGGAGAAAGAAAAAGAUAAAGAGAAGGAGAGAGAGAAGGAUAAAGAAAAAGCAACAACAUCUGAUAACGUGGCUGCUUCUGCUGCUUCCACCACACCAGCCACAAGUCCUCCUGCUGCUAACACAUCUCCUUCAGUCCCCAUGACAACAACUACAGAGGAGCAAGUCAGUGAGCCAAAAAAGUGGAACCUUCGUCGCAACCGACCACUUUUGGAUUUUGUAUCCAUGGAAGAGCUGAAUGACAUGGAUGACUAUGAUAGUGAAGAUGACAAUGAUUGGCGACCCACUGUAGUAAAAAGAAAGGGAAGAUCUGCAUCUCAGAAGGAAGGAAGUGAUGGAGACAAUGAGGAUGAUGAAGAUGAGGGAAGUGGGAGUGAUGAGGAUGAGAAUGAUGAAGGCAAUGAUGAAGAUCAUAGCAGCCCUGCCAGUGAAGGGGGUUGCAAGAAGAAGAAGAGUAAAGUUCUUAGCAGAAACAGUGCUGAUGAUGAGGAACUGACCAAUGAUAGCCUGACACUAUCUCAGAGCAAGAGUAAUGAGGACUCGCUGAUUCUUGAGAAGAGUCAAAACUGGAGUUCUCAAAAAAUGGACCAUAUUCUGAUUUGCUGUGUUUGUCUUGGAGAUAAUAGUGAGGAUGCUGAUGAAAUAAUUCAGUGUGACAAUUGUGGCAUUACAGUCCAUGAAGGUUGUUAUGGAGUUGAUGGAGAGAGUGACUCUAUUAUGAGUUCAGCUUCUGAAAACUCCACUGAACCUUGGUUUUGCGAUGCCUGUAAAUGUGGUGUUUCCCCUAGCUGUGAACUAUGUCCCAAUCAGGAUGGAAUUUUCAAGGAGACAGAUGCUGGAAGAUGGGUUCAUAUUGUCUGUGCCCUGUAUGUUCCUGGUGUAGCCUUUGGAGAUAUUGACAAAUUGCGACCAGUAACGCUAACAGAAAUGAACUAUUCCAAAUAUGGUGCCAAGGAGUGUAGCUUCUGUGAAGACCCUCGUUUUGCUAGAACUGGAGUUUGCAUUAGCUGUGAUGCAGGGAUGUGCAGAGCCUAUUUCCAUGUGACCUGCGCUCAGAAGGAAGGUCUGCUUUCAGAGGCAGCAGCAGAGGAGGAUAUAGCAGAUCCAUUUUUUGCUUAUUGUAAGCAACAUGCAGAUAGGUUAGACAGAAAGUGGAAGAGAAAAAACUACUUGGCUCUACAAUCCUAUUGUAAAAUGUCUUUACAAGAGAGAGAGAAGCAACUAUCACCAGAAGCACAGGCAAGGAUCAAUGCCCGGCUUCAGCAAUAUCGUGCCAAAGCAGAACUAGCUCGAUCCACCAGACCCCAGGCCUGGGUUCCAAGGGAAAAAUUGCCCAGACCACUCACUAGCAGUGCUUCGGCCAUUCGUAAACUUAUGCGGAAAGCAGAACUGAUGGGGAUCAGUACAGAUAUCUUCCCAGUGGACAAUUCAGAUACUAGUUCUAGUGUGGAUGGAAGGAGAAAACAUAAGCAACCUGCUCUCACUGCUGAUUUUGUGAAUUAUUAUUUUGAGAGAAAUAUGCGCAUGAUUCAAAUUCAAGAAAAUAUGGCUGAACAAAAGAAUAUAAAGGAUAAAUUAGAGAAUGAACAAGAAAAGCUUCAUGUGGAAUAUAAUAAGCUGUGUGAAUCUUUAGAAGAACUACAAAACCUGAAUGGAAAACUUCGAAGUGAAGGACAAGGAAUAUGGGCCUUACUAGGCAGAAUCACAGGGCAGAAGUUGAACAUACCGGCAAUUUUGCGAGCACCCAAGGAGAGAAAACCAAGUAAAAAAGAAGGAGGCACACAAAAGACAUCUACUCUUCCUGCAGUACUUUAUAGUUGUGGAAUUUGUAAGAAGAACCAUGAUCAGCAUCUUCUUUUAUUGUGUGAUACCUGUAAACUCCAUUACCAUCUUGGAUGUCUGGACCCUCCUCUUACAAGGAUGCCAAGAAAGACCAAAAACAGUUAUUGGCAGUGUUCAGAAUGUGACCAGGCAGGGAGCAGUGACAUGGAAGCAGACAUGGCCAUGGAAACCUUACCAGAUGGGACCAAACGAUCAAGGAGGCAGAUUAAGGAACCAGUGAAAUUUGUUCCACAGGAUAUGCCUCCAGAACCCAAGAAGAUUCCAAUAAGAAACACGAGAACCAGAGGACGAAAACGAAGCUUCAUUCCUGAGGAAGAAAAACAUGAGGAGAGAGUUCCUAGAGAGAGGAGACAAAGGCAGUCUGUGUUACAAAAGAAGCCCAAGGCUGAGGAUUUACGAACUGAAUGUGCAACUUGCAAGGGAACUGGAGACAAUGAAAACCUUGUCAGCAGGAUGAGAUUGUCUGAAACGAAGAAUAGGUGUGAUGAAUGUAGACUGUGCUACCAUUUUGGUUGUUUGGAUCCUCCUUUGAAAAAGUCUCCUAAACAAACAGGCUAUGGAUGGAUAUGUCAGGAGUGUGAUUCUUCAUCUUCUAAGGUUCACAGCAAAAUUGAGUGGACCAUACAGAGAGUUUCCAUGUAUCACCUGUUCCCACAGAUGCACAGCCAACCUCCCCCACUUGUGACAUCCCGCACCUCAGUGUUACAUUUGUUACCAUUGAGGAACCUGCACUAUAUAUGUGCCACAUCUUCUUUAUCCCUUCAUCCAUUGAUAGACAUUUAGGUUGCUUUUGUUUCAGAAGUUUUUAAUUUUAAUGAAGUUCAACUUAAUUUUUUUUCUCUCAUGGGUGGUUCUUUUGUUGUAUCUAAAAAGUCAUGGUCAAAUCCAUGGUCAGCUAGAUCUUCUCUUGUUUCUUCUAGGAACUUUAUAGUUUUGCAUUUUACAUUUAGGUUUCUGAACCAUUUUGAGUUAAUUUUUGUGAAAAGUAUAAGAUCAGUAUGUAGACUCUUUUUUUUUUUUUUCUUUUUUUCACAUGGAUGUCCAAGUGUACUAAUGCCAAUUUUUCUUUUUUUUUCUUAACAUCUUUAUUGGAGUAUAAUUGCUUUACAGUGGUGUGUUAGUUUCUGCUGUAUAACAAAGUGAAUCAGCUAUACAUAUACAUACAAUUUUUAAUAUUCAAAAGUCAAUUACUUUUUUAUAUCCAGCAAUGAUCAAUUGGAAUUUGAAAUUAAAAACACAAUACCAAUUUCCUUAGCACCAAAAAAAAAAAAUCAUAUACUUAUACUUUAUAUAAAUCUAACAAAAUAUGUACAAGAUCCAUAUGAGGAAAACUACAAAGAAAUAAAUCAAUAUCAAAUGGGGAAAGAAAUCAAAAUCAAAUGGAGAAAUAUUCCAUGUACAUAGAUAGAAAGACUUUACUUGAUUCUCUCAAGAUGACAGUUCUUCCCAACUUCAACGAUAGAUUCAGUGCAAACCCAGUCUGAUUCCUAGCAAGUUAUUUUGUUGAUAUUGACAAACAGAUCUAAAGUUUAUAUGGAAAGAUGUAAGUCCUUGAAUAGCUAAGACAGUAUUGAAGGAGAAGAACAAAGUUGGAGGACUGAAACUGUCUGAUUUCAAGACUUACUAUAAAGCUACAGUAACCAAGGCAGUGUGGUAUAGGCAAAAGAACAGACAUAGACCAGUGGAACAGAAUAGACAGCCCAGAAACAGACCCAUGUAUAUGUAAUAACCCAAUCUUUGGCAAAGGAGUAAAGGCAGUUCAAUGGAGAAAAUGUAGUCUUUUCAGCUAAUAUGUUUUUAAUGCAAAGCAAGUGGUUGAGAGGGUAGAUGGAGACCAUAUCAUAAAGGGUUAGAAAUAUUAUACCAUGAAUUUGUAACCACCGAAGUUCUGUUUGCCCUUUAGAGGAUGUUAGGGGUCAGGAGAGGAGACAUUAUUUAGACCAGUGAUUCACAAGCUUUUUCAGUCAGAGAUUUAUUUUAUAUAGUUUACUACAUAUAACCUAAAGAUUUUACAGAAUAAAAAGCAUGCUGAUAAUUUUUGUUCUUUUGUUUUUACAUUAAAAAAUGCUGAUCAGUCUCCACUAAAUUGAUUUUACUACCACUUGUAGCAUUAAAUAAUUUGAAAAAUAUUAUCUGGUCAAAGUGCUUUAUUUUAUAGUUAAGAGAAGUAAGACUCACAGAAGUAACCUCUUGUUAAUCUCAGGUUUACACAGCUAGUUAAUGGCAGAGCAAUGACUAGUUUAGUGUCAGUGCUCUUUUUACAGUCAUUUAUUAAUCUAUCACUGAGCACUUCAGAAAUUACUUUAUAUUGUCACUAAAUCUGUUCAGUAAUUAAAAACAAGUUUAGUGCUAAAAUAUAGAUGUCUAAAAUCAUUUUGCAAAUCAUGAGUAAACUCAAACUAUGGAAGGGUACACAGUGAUUGAUUAGGUAGAGCAACACAUAGUCCUCUGAUUAAACUUUGUCAAAGACUGAACGCAUUCUUGUGUUAUAUGCGUGUUAUAUGAGUACUUGCACAUAAACGUGCUGGUUUGUCUGUUGUCACUGGAAUCCACCUCUGUCUUCACUUGACAUACUCUUCUAAAUCUCUGAACUUGAUUUUAUUCCUUCCCUCAUCAGUGUCCCUCAUUACUACUUCUGGUACAAACAGUUUCCUGAAAAAUUUGUCUCUUAGAUGUACUUGGUGUCCCUGUACUCUUAGUCACAUAGUCUCCUUUAAGAAUAGACUUGGAAUCAAAUUGUCCAGGUAACUGUAAAUUUGGGCAAGUGACUUAAUGUCUCUGUACCUCAUUUGCUCACUUUAAAAUGGAGACAGCAAUAAAUAAUACCUACUCGUUAGGGCUUUUUUUUUUUUUUUUGGCUCUUUUAUCAGUGGUUUAGAGUCUAGUAACAAUGACAAUGAACCUGACUAAUACCUAAUUCACUUUUCUAUUUAGUUGCACAGGAAAAAGAAAUGAAAUAGUUUUCACUAAGAUAAAGAUGAAAUACACAUUUAUGUCUAGUAUUUCUGAAACACUGAGAAUAGCACAUCCAUUGUGUUGUGUUUUUUUUUUCUUUAUCUGAGGACCAUUUAAAAUUAUUUUAAUAGAAUGUUGGCUUUAUAUUUCUUCAGUAUUCUAUAAAAUUUAAUUUUAAUCAAGUAUUAAUUUUUUGUACAUUUUUCACAGUAUAGAAACAUCUUUUUUUCCUUUGAAACUCCAACUUUGUUAAGGAGCAACAAUUUCCUGCAUUGGUAAUGUUAAGUGUAACUUUAGCUUUCAGUUCAUUGCUGCAGUUACGUUUCCAGAGCCUGCUGUAAGAGAUAAACCCAUUGCAAAUGAAGACAGUAUUCAUUUCCUUCCACCUCAGGCCACACUGAAUUGAUUGAGGUAAUAAAAUGACAGCACCUUGUAAUAUACUGAAGGCUCUUUAAUUCAAAAACCAGUUCUAGCCUGAUUCAGAGCUUGUUUAAAGCUAAUUUAUAGCUUGCAUAAUUUUCAGCAGGCCAAGGUAAAGGAUGAUAUAUGAAAACUGAUAAAGAAUUAACUUAUGACACAUUCAGACCUGUCUUGUUAAAGUCAAUGGGUAUUAAAAAAACAGAGGUGGGGGCAUGGUGGAAAAAAUAAUUGGUAAUCUUUUGCUUCACAUAAGUAACAUUGUUGACAACAGUUUAAAUUGCCCACCGUUUUAUUUCAAACCUAGCUUCUUGUCCUUUCUUUGUAAAAUCAGUUCUAUUUGCAUUUCUUAUAUUGUAAAGUCCUUCAUUUUUCAUGACAUAUUAAGGUCAGUGUGAGGCUGAGUACAGUUAGCAGCUGUUGUGACUUCCAUAGCGUCAAAUAUAUUGUAUGCCGCAGUGGCAAUGCUGCUGCUAAAUAGUCCUCUAUCGGCAUUUUAAUUACAAAUAAUCUUUUUCAAGGUGCAAGCUGGAAGGAGUGAGGGCUCUUCAUUUUUAUUUGGGCUGAAAAUUCAGGAUUAGUCCUUUUGCCUUUGUGGGCUGUUUUUGCUCUCUUUAUUCCAGCAUAUUUCUUCACUUUUGACCCACAAAUAAUACAACUACGAUAGUAAAGUAUUCUGUACUAUGUAUGAAGCCAGAUUCUCAGAAAUUUCAUGUCAGCAUUCACAAGUGAAACACGGAUUACAUUUUCCUUUUUAAUGUUUAAAUCUUUUGCAUAGUUAUUUUUUCCUUAAAGAACAAGACAACAGUGGAGGAUGGGCAUAGCUUUUGCCAUAUUCCAUUAUUAUAGGAUCCUAGAAAGUGUUGAAAACUUUCAGAAGUGCGUUUACCACUAGUAACCAUGUGAAUCACACUGUAUAUUGCAAAUAUUUUAUAUAUCAAAGCUAAAAAAGUCAAUGAAUAGAUAUAUAAAUGUAAGGUUAGAUAUAUGAGACUGAGAAAUUUUUUGUUUCUUCAGUGUAACUUGUCUAGAUAUUUAGGUAUUAAGAUGAAAAGAUUUUGUUUAGUCUAAUUAUGAUGUCUAUGGUAAGUGGUCAUAAUUUUAAUUACUUUUUUGAAAAUUAUAAGCAUACGUGCUUAUUAUAGAAUAAUAUAUAAAGAUGAAAAUAAAAAUCACUCAGGGAAUAACCACUACUAAUAUUUUGUUAUUUUUACAACUUGAAGAUUUCUAUUUUUUAGGUACAAGCUCCAUUUCCAUUUGGUUCACUGUCAUUAAAACGUUAACUCCUUGACUUGAGCCAUAAAAUAUAAAAACUUUCUUUUCAAAAAUUGUACUCCUUUUUAAGUGAAUUUGGAGCCCAUAUAACAAGUGAUUUUGGAGCCCUAGUAAUCCAAACAGAAAAAUACGGUUGUAGUAUUUUUCCUGCUUUUAUAGCUUGGGGAGAAUGUUGUUUUUAGAACAAAUAUUUUAUUUUUCCCACAUAUGAGUUUGAAAAAUCUAAUGAAGCCAAAGGCUUGAAGAUAUUCUUAUUACAAAAAAUUCAGGGAGCAGGAAUAUCUGUGAGAAAGUAUUAUUGUUGCUUUUAUAUUCAAAAUAUUUAUAUAUAAGAAAAAUUUUGUUUUACAGCAGAAAGUUUUUUUAGAUAGGUUCUUUUAGCCUCACUGGAAUUAACAAUAGAAAGCCAUUAGUUUUGAGUUAAUUUAAAGCAAAUUUUGUCCCUGGCAAAGAAUUGAUUUAUUUCAUUUAUUUGUUUAUACAUCUUUAUUGGAGUAUAAUUGCUUCAUAAUGCUGUGUUAGUUUCUGUUGUACAACAAACUGAAUCAGCCAUAUGCAUACAUAUAUCCCCAUAUCCCCUACCUCUUGAGCCUCCCUCCCACCCUCCCUAUCCCACCCCUCUAGGUUGUUGCAAAGCACCAAGCUGAUCUCACUGUGCUAUGUGUCUGCUUCCCACUAGCUAUCUAUUUUACAUUUCGUAGUGUAUAUCUAUCGAUGCUACUCUCACUUUGCCCCAGCUUCCCCUUCCCCAUACCCCUGUGUCCUCAACUCCUUUCUUUAUGUCUGUGUCUUUAUUCCUGCCCUGCCACUGCGUUCAUCAGUACCAUUUAUUUUAGAUUCCAUAUGUAUCCUUUAGCAUAUGGUAUUUGUUUUUCUCUUUCUGACUUACUUCACUCUGUAUGACAGACUCUAGGUCCAUCCACCUCACUACAAAUAAUUCAAUUUCAUAUUUUUAUGGCUGAGUAAUAUUCCAUUGUAUAUAUGUGCCACAUCUUCUUAAUCCAUUCAUCUUUUGAUGCACAAUUAGGUUGCUUCCCCAUCCUGGCUAUUGUACAUAGUGCUGCAGUGAAUAUUGUGGUACAUGUCUCUUUUUGAAUUAUGGUUUUCUCAGGGUAUAUGCCCAGUAGUGGGAUUGCUGGGUCAUGUGGUAGUUCUAUUUUUAGUUUUUUAAGAAAUCUCCAUACUGUUUUCCAUAGUGGCUGUAUCAAUUUACAUUCCCACCAACAGUGCAGGAGGAUUGCCUUUUCACCACACCCUUUCCAGCAUUUAUUGUUUCUAGAUUUUUUGAUAAUGGACAUUCUGACUGCUCUGAAGUGAUACCUCAUUGUACUUGAUUGCAUUUCUCUGAUAAUUAAUGAUGUUGAGCAUCUUUUCAUGUGCCUCUUGGCCAUCUGUGUGUCUUCCUUGGUGAAAUGUCUGUUUAGGUCUUCCACCCAUUUUUUAAUUAGGUUGUUUGUUUUUUGAUAUUGAGCUCCAUGAGCUGUUUGCAUAUUUUGGAGAUUAAUCCUUUGUCAGUUGUUUCAUUUGCAAAUAUUUACUCCCAUUCUGAGGGUUGUCUUUUUGUCUUGUUUAUGGUUUCCUUUGCUGUGCAAAAGAUUUUAAGUUUCAUUAGGUCCCAUUUGUUUAUUUUUGUUUUUAUUUUCGUUACUCUAGGAGGUGGAUCAAAAAAGAUCUUGCUGUGGUUUAUGUCAAAGAGUGUUUUUCCUAUGUUUUCCUCUAAAAGUUUUAUAGUGUCUGGGCUUACAUUUAGGUCUUUAAUCCAUUUGGAGUUUAUUUUUGCGUAUGGUGUCAGAUAGUGUUCUAAUUUCAUUCUUUACAUGUAACUGUCUAGCUUCCCAGCACCACUUAUUGAAGAGGCUGUCUUUUCCAUUGUAUGUUCUUGCCUCCUUUGUCAUAAAUUAUGUGACCAUAUGUGCAUGGGUUUAUCUCUGGGCUUUCUAUCCUGUUCCAUUGAUCUAUAUUUCUGUUUUUGUGCUAGGGCCAUACUGUCUGGAUUACUGUAGCUUUGUAGUAUAGUUUGAAGUCAGGGAGCCUGAUUCCUCUAGCUCCAUUUUUCUUUCCCAAGAUUGCUUUGGCUAUUCAGGGUCUUUUGUGUUUCCAUACAAAUUGUAAGCUUUUUUCUGAUUCUGUGAAGAAUGCCAUUGGUAAUUUGAUAGGGAUUGCAUGGAAUCCGUAGAUUGCUUUGGGUAGUAUAGUCAUUUUCACAAUAUUGAUUCUUCCAAUCCAAGAACAUGGUAUACUCUCCAUCUGUUUUUGUCAUCUUUGAUUUCCUUUAUCAGUGUUUUAUAGUUUUCUGGGUACAGGUCUUUCACCUCCUUAGUUAGGUUUAUUCCUAGGUAUUUCAUUCUUUUUGUUGCAGUGGUAAAUGGGAUUGUUUAAUUUCUCUUUCUGAUUUUUCGUUGUUAGUAUAUAGGAAUGCCAGAGAUUUCUGUGCAUUAAUUUCGUAUCCUGCAACCUUACCAAAUUCGUUCAUUAGUUCUAGUAGUUUUCUGGUGGCAUCUUUAGGAUUUUCUAUGUGUAGUAUUAUAUCAUCUGCAGACAGUCACAGUUUUACUUCUUUUCCAAUUUGUAUUCCUUUUAUUUCUUUUUUUUCUCUGUUUGCCGUGGCUAGGACUUCCAAAACUAUGUUGGAUAAGAGUGGCAAGAGUGGACAUCCUUGUCUUGUUCCUGAUCUUAGUGGAAAUGUUUUUCACCAUUGAGUGUGAUGUUUGCUGCAGGUUUGUCAUAUAUGGCCUUUAUUAUGUUGAGGUAGGUUCCCUCUGUGCCCAUUUUCUGGAGAGUUUUUAUCAUAAAUGGGUGUUGAAUUUUGUCAAAAACUUUUUCUGCAUCUAUUGAGAUGAUCAUAUGGUUUUUAUUCUGUAAUUUGUUAAUAUGGCGUAUCACAUUGAUUGAUUUGCAUAUAUUGAAGAAUCCUUGCAUUCCUGGGAUAAAUCCCACUUGAUCAUGGUGUAUGAUCCUUUUAAUAUGUUGUUGGAUUUUGUUAGCUAGUAUUUUAUUCAGGAUUUUUGCAUCUAUGUUCAUCAGUGAUAUUGGUCUAUAAUUUUCUUUUUUUGUGAUAUAUUUUUCUGGUUUUGGCAUCAGGGUGAUGGUGGCUUCAUAGAACAAAUUUGGAGUGUUCAUCCCUCUGCAAUUUUUGGAAGAGUUUGAGAAGGAUCAGUGUUAGCUUUUCUCUAAAUGUUUGAUAGAAUUCACCUGUGAAGCCAUCUAGUCCUGGACUUCUGUUUGUUGGAAGAUUUUUAAUUACAGUUUCAUUUUCGUUACUUGUGAUAGGUCUGUUUAUAUUUUCUAAUUCUCCCUGGUUCAGUCUUGGAAAAUUGUACCUUUCCAAGAAUUUGUCCAUUUCUUCGUGCUUGUCCAUUUUAUUGGCAUAUAGUUGUUUGUAGUCGUCUCUUAUAAUCCUUUGUAUUUCUGUGGUGUCAGUUGUGAUUUCUACUUUUUCAUUUCUAAUUUUAUUGAUUUGCGUCCUCUCCCUUUUUUUCUUGAUGAGACUGGCUGAGGGUUUAUCAAUUUUGUUUAUCUUCUCAAAGAACCAACUUUUAGUUUUAUUGAUCUUUGCUAUUGUUUUCUUCAUUUCUGUUUCAUUUAUUUCUGCUCUGAUAUUUAUGAUUUCUUUCCUUGUACUGACUUUGGGUUUUCUUUGUUCUUCUUUUUCUAGUUGCUUUAGGUGUAAGGUUAGAUUGUUUAUUUCAUAUUUUUCUUGUUUCUUGGGGUGAGUUUGAAUUGCUAUAAACUUCCCUCUUUGAACUGCUUUUGCUCUGUCCCAUAGGUUUUGGGUCAUCAUAUUUUCGUUGUCAUUCAUUUCUAAGUAUUUUUUAGUUUUGAGUAAUUUAAAGCAAAAUUUGUCCCUAGCAAAGAAUUCAUUUGUUUUAAAUUAACAGAUUUAUUAAUGAGUCAUACUAAAAGAAAAUGUUUAAGUAAUUUGUGUUAUUACUGUUAUUAAAAAUUGAGCAUUUACCCAUA